This is a messenger RNA of Cydia fagiglandana, 1155 nucleotides long. RefSeq lists its product as uncharacterized. The coding region runs from base 1 to 1155 and encodes 384 amino acids. The record is from RefSeq and is a predicted model, not a curated record. Gene Ontology annotation, molecular function: nucleic acid binding; zinc ion binding. The transcript has 2 exons. Lineage: Eukaryota; Metazoa; Arthropoda; Insecta; Lepidoptera; Tortricidae.
AUGGCAGAUGCCGAGGAAUGGAGUGAUGAUGGAACUGACCAAGGAGGAGGGUCAGUACGUCAUGGGCUGGAUUAUGAUGGACUUAGUCGAGGGGAAGGACUAAGGCAUCAGGGAGGCCGAGGAUUAGGCCAUGAACUAAAUGUUCAGGAUAUAAGGAGUGCUUCGGGUUCAAGGAUGGAGAACCCGGCACAAAUGGAUAAGGAUUUUAGGAGGAGUCGGUCGCUGCAACGCCGGUGGUGUGGCUCAAACAAGGAGGAUGGACAUAAGGAAAGUCAGGCAGGAAGGAAACGCUGGAGGCUGAGGGACUAUUCUUCAUCUUCAUCGGGAUCUGAUGGAGAUUCACCACUACCUAAGAGAAGACGCCGAGGAACUAGUAAACAGUCUGAGACUAGUACUAUAUUAGAUAAGUUUCUAAGUAUUCUCGACAAAGUCAGGGAUCCGAAUAAGCAUAAGUUACCAUAUAACACCAAUGUCGUGCCUGAGUUUGAUCCUAUGUCAAAGGAACAGACCGUGCUAGCUUGGUUAACGAAAGUGGAAGAAUGUGCCGAAAUAUAUGGUUGGGAUGAUAAGGCAACAAUUCACUAUGCGUUACCCAAGCUAAGCGGGGUUGCUAAAACUUGGUACCAAGGGUUACCCACUCUGUUGUUUACAUGGCCAGAGUGGAAAAAGAAAUUGAUAGAAUCCUUUCCUUGUCGAGAAGACUAUGCUGAACUUCUUACGGAAAUGUUAGAAAAAAAAGUAAAGUAUGGCGAAUCUUUGGAACACUAUUACUAUGCAAAAAUUAAUUUGUUGAAUCGGUGUAAGAUUACAGGUAAGGAAGCUGUAGACUGCAUUGUGUAUGGAAUUGAGGAUCGAGCAAUUAAAGUAGGCGCACAGGCAGCUCAGUUUAAAGAACCUUCGCAAGUACUUAAGUAUUUUAGAACUGUCAAGGUGGCGAAUGUUCGUAACAAUAAUGAAUUGUCACAAAAAAAAAUAAGUGACCGUAAUAACAGUUCUACAUUCAACCGCCCCGGAUCUAGUCGACUCAGCAAUGUUAACUCAAGCAUAACUUGUUUUAAUUGCAAAGAAAUGGGUCAUCCCAGUUUCAAAUGUAAUAAACCUGUAGUAAAAUGCACAUUAUGUGAUAGAUUAGGGCAUUCGGCAACACAUCACUAA